UACAAACUUUUUGCGAUGUUGAGAAGUCCACAUUUCAGUUAAUUAGUAACAUUUGGAAUUAUCAAAAUCUCUCUCUCCUUUUAUUUCUCUCUCCUCAAAACCCUAAUUUCUUCUGAUUCAGCUUCAGCCUUGUGAUACCUAUCCCAUUUCUCUUCACCAUUAUCGUUCAUCCGUAAAUUCCUCGAUCUGCCGUAUCUAAUUUCCGACGUCAACGACGAGAACUCAGAACCGUUGUUCAAGCUCCAAGGUUGCUCUCUCUUACUCUCUCUCACUUGCUGUAAUGGAAAAUUUUUCUUCUCUGCUCCCCAGCUAUGUUCGAGUUUGUGUUCUUCUUCUUCUUCUUCUUCUUCCUGUGUUUUUUGGAGUUAAUCAUUUUCGGUCAGCUUCAAGCGUUAGGAUGUUGUCUCUGCUUUUGAUGGAGUUUGGCUACUCCGAAGUAACAAUUGCCGUCGGUAUCCUGUGGAUUUUGUUGCUUUUUUACUGUUUUCUGCUGAAUCUUCAGUUGUUCUUCCGCGUCGUUGCAUGUUUGUAAUUUGUAGUUGAUCUUUUGUGGUUUAGAGAAACUGGAGCGAAAUGAAAUUGGAUGUUGUGCGUAAGCUUGGAAUGAACUAUGGAACUUUUUUUUUUCUUUACUAGCUCUUCUAUAUUGCACCGUUUGUUAUGACUUUUGUGUUAUUUUUUUUUUUUGUAUAUUUUGGCUUAUUUUCUCAUUUUCUCAUACUCUCUGCAAUGUCACUAGUGUACGAGAGCGUGGAGAGGUUGGUAUGUGCCUCUUUCUAUCAUGUUUUUGUAAGAUUUAGGUCUCGUUUCUCAUAUCGUAAUUCCAAUUACCUGUAUAAUUCUGCUAUUCAUAUUGCUAGAGUUCGAAGGACCAUACUAGUUCGGCCUGCUUAAUGCUUAUGCAAUGGUUGGCUGGGCUCCUCCGUGAUGUUAGAUUCAACAAUGCUUCUUGAGUUCUGGAUUUGGAGGAGCUUUUUAGGAUAUGUUUACGCUUGAUGAGUUACUGGCUUUGGUAACUUGUUAACUGGAACAGUGGAGAUUUGCUACUACUCAAAACAAUAGAGCUCACUUUAGAAUUUUCCAGGAAAAAUUGCAUCAGAAGGAAUUUUCUAGCUGUGGAGAGAUGUCUCCAGCAUCAAAAUCUAAAUCAAAAGACAAGAAAGCCAGCAAAGAAGUACAGAAGCCUACACCGAAGCCGACAGGACCUGCUGCUGCUGGUAGUAGCAGUGUUCCAGCUAGCGCGUAUAAUCCUCUUUCAGGAACCUUCCAUGCUCUUGAAUCAGCAGUAUCUGUUUCUUCACCUCUUCAUUCCAAUGGUCGAUUCAAGAACAUAGAUGACACAGAUGCUCAAUCUGGGGUUCUACUUUCUUCAGUGGCAGAGUAUGAUACCGUUUCUAAUAAUGGUAGCUGGUCUGGCGAGUCAGAAGACCAUAAAGACAGGAAGUCUAACCCCACUGUCCGGCAAGAAACAAUCCCAGGGGCAGACAUUGAUAAGCGAGAAAAAAUCCGUCAAAAGAAUGAGAAGAAGCAUCAGCGUCAAAAAGAGAGACGUGCUCAGGAAUUGCACGAACGCUGUAGUGGCUACCUUAUGUCCAGAAAGCUCGAAGCUCUUGCUCAGCAACUAGUUGCGAUGGGCUUUUCACAAGAUCGAGCGACCAUAGCUCUCAUGCUAAAUGAAGGAAAAAUAGAGGAGUCAGUUGCUUGGCUUUUUGAAGGCGGUGAAGAGGCAAAUGAUUCAGCUAAUCAAAAUCUUGGUGGGCAAAAUUUAAAACUCGACAUAUCAGAAGAGCUCGCUCGUAUAGCAGAUUUGGAAAUACAGUACAAGUGUACAAAACAAGAAGUUGAGAGAGCUGUCGUUGCUUCUGAAGGUGAUCUGGAGAAGGCAGCUGAAUCGUUGAGAGAAUUGAAGCUUGAUCCGCCUGCUGCUCCUCCUAAGCCUGAAGGAACCGGUGAUCCUCCAACUACUUUAAGCGGUAAGUUUCCUGGUAAUAAUACUAGUCAAGCCUCCUUAAGAACACAAGCUAAUCCCAAUCCUCCUUCAAUACAACAAAGAAAGGAGGAAAAGGAUUUUAAUUAUACAAAAGGAGCAAUCACAGCCGGUAUGUCUAUAGAAUCUCUCGGCAAGAAUAUACCGCAGCCUAUGAGGAGGAAUCAGCCAAAGAUGGAAUGGGGAAAUUAUGAACAAAUCACAACAGCUGAGAAAAGGUGGCCAAGUUCAGGUACUAGUCCAAUUUCCUUCUCUUUAGCAUCAGCACCGACACAAUUGUCAUCUCCGCCGAUCAAGAAUGAAGCUCGUUAUUUAACAAUCGGAACCGAGUUUAAUGGUCUUCAAUCUGGCCCAGUGAGAGAACUAAAUUCCAUAGUACAGAGUCGGAACCUAUCAUUGCAUACCAAGCCGGCAUCUGUUGGUACUAUAAGUUCAUCACCUCCUGCUAGUUGGUAUUCUAGCAAUGGCCUCGGAAACAUGACGUCGUCUAGUGGGUUCUUGCCGCAGAUUCGUGGCUCGAGAGGUUUCAAACCUAGUGAGAUGACAUUGAAUCAAAUGUAUCCUCAAGUUCAGUAUCAACAGCAACAGCAACAACAUUUUGUCCCUGGUAAUAGCCGUGGGGACUUCCUUGAAGCCACCCACACCAAUGCUUCAUGGAGUAGGACAGGUGCAUCUUCCUCCAUAGCUCCAGCCUCCUCCCUCGGACUAUUUUCAGGGGCAAGUUCAACUCAAUCAGGAUCGUCAUCACCUGUAGAUUGGAGUACGGGUAGCUCGAUGCCGCAUUUAGACUACUCCGACAUAGACUGGUCUGUGGAUAAAGGUCUAACUUCAGUUCGACCUGGUGGGUUGUUGCAGGGGUUGAAUUCCUAUAUGCAGAAGAAUCCUCACCUUUACGAGUUGAAUACUUCCCGUUUGGUGGAUGCUCAGCCGUUCGUGCCGUCGGUGCCUUCUAAUUUCAAUAGAGUUCCAAUGGCUGGAUUGCAAAAUGGAGGCGUCGCUACAGAAACAUCAGCUAAUGGUUCUAGAGAGUGGACUUCUCCCUUUGAAGGGAAGGAUAUUUUCAGUUUUCCUAGACAGACUGUUUUCUCUCCUCCAUAAGAGAGAGGGAAAUUUGUGACAAUAAAUGAAAAAUUAAAAGAAAAGAAAAGUGAGUUUAAUGAAUUGUUUUCCCCUUUUUUUCUUU
Benincasa hispida (wax gourd) is the source of this 3170-nucleotide messenger RNA. The record is from RefSeq and is a predicted model, not a curated record. NCBI's taxonomy places the organism in Eukaryota, Viridiplantae, Streptophyta, Magnoliopsida, Cucurbitales, Cucurbitaceae.